AUGCCAAAUGACCUUCAGGCCUCCAUCCUCGCCCUAAUUCUCGCAGUACUUCUGCCUCCGAUUUUCACAUUCCCUCCCCAUUUCGUCACCCCAUCACCUGCCAUUCUCAGACGCAUUCUUCGAGCUCCCCUGCCUGGACGUCUAACCACUCCUAGCGCCAUCACCUUUCACAAACUUAGAUCCGUCACCCCACAGCUUAGUCCUCUUGAAAUGGCAAUCGACUCGACUUUCGGCUUCGUCGCUAGUGAGGAGGCCUCAGAGGCGGCCUGUCAACGAAUUUCAGGGCUAUCCAAUCACCAGCGCAACCUCUGUCGAAGAAAUCCGGGUCUGAUUUGGGCUCUGAUUGAUGGAACCCAAUUAGGACUGUACGAAUGCGUACAUCAAUUCAAGCAUGAAAGAUGGAAUUGUUCAAUGGCUCGGGUGAUACUGGGUAGACCGCAGAGUGAAGCGCUUCCACUGAGUAAGGAUCCCUCACCGACCACGAACCUUAUUGGCGAGCUCCAGAAGACUCUGGAGAAAGGUAGGACUUGUUCACCUUCUAAAGCCUUGUCACCGGCUACUGCUGAGUAA
Messenger RNA from Echinococcus granulosus, 570 nucleotides. RefSeq lists its product as hypothetical. Lineage: Eukaryota; Metazoa; Platyhelminthes; Cestoda; Cyclophyllidea; Taeniidae. Gene Ontology annotation, molecular function: frizzled binding; cytokine activity. Gene Ontology annotation, cellular component: extracellular region. Gene Ontology annotation, biological process: neuron differentiation; cell fate commitment; multicellular organism development. The record is from RefSeq and is a predicted model, not a curated record. The coding region runs from base 1 to 570 and encodes 189 amino acids. The transcript has a single exon.